AUGUCUGCCGUGGGCGUCAAGGGCUCUCUGUGUGUUGUUUUGGGCUGUGAGAAAAGAACCACGUUGAAGCUACAAGACCCUAGAAUCACCCCGUCCAAGAUCUGUAAAGUGGACGGCCAUGUUGUAUUGACAUUUGCCGGAUUGAACGCCGAUGCUCGUAUUUUGGUCGACAAGGCCCGUGUGGAGGCACAAUCCCACCGUUUGAAUUUGGAGGAUCCCGUGCUGAUUGAAUACUUGACCAAGUACGUUGCUGGAGUGCAGCAGAAAUACACUCAGUCCGGCGGUGUCAGGCCGUUUGGUAUCGCCACGAUGAUAGCAGGCUUCGACGUGAACGAUACCACGCCCAAGUUGUACCAGACAGAGCCCAGUGGGGUGUUCAAUGCGUGGAAGGCGCAUGCUAUUGGUCGUUCUGCCAAGACGGUCAAGGAGUUUUUGGAGAAGAACUACGAGGAGGGCCAGACCGACGAGCAGACGAUCAAGUUGACGGUCAAGUCUUUGUUAGAGGUUGUACAGACGGGUGCCAAGAACAUCGAGAUCACUGUGUUGAGGCCUCAGGGCUCCAUCGAGCAGUUGUCUGUGGAGGAGAUCACCAAGUACGUGGAGGAGAUCGAGGCCGAGAAGCAGGCGGAGGCCGAGAAAAAGAAGCCCUCUUCGAAGGAGUAG
Molecule: messenger RNA, 663 nt
Organism: Candidozyma duobushaemuli
Lineage: Eukaryota; Fungi; Ascomycota; Pichiomycetes; Serinales; Metschnikowiaceae
Gene: PRE6
Product: proteasome core particle subunit alpha 4
Exons: 1
Coding region: 1-663 (220 amino acids)
Cellular component (GO): proteasome core complex; proteasome core complex, alpha-subunit complex; nucleus
Source: RefSeq, a predicted model, not a curated record